Molecule: messenger RNA, 1313 nt
Organism: Miniopterus natalensis
Lineage: Eukaryota; Metazoa; Chordata; Mammalia; Chiroptera; Miniopteridae
Source: RefSeq, a predicted model, not a curated record
CUGACGCACCGGUGCUCCUGUUCCGCAGAUGACCGGCUCUAACGAGUUCAAGCUGAACCAGCCGCCCGAGGACGGCAUCUCCUCGGUGAAGUUCAGCCCCAACACGUCGCAGUUCCUGCUGGUGUCGUCCUGGGACACGUCGGUGCGCCUCUACGAUGUGCCCGCCAACUCCAUGCGGCUCAAGUACCAGCACACGGGCGCCGUGCUCGACUGCGCCUUCUACGAUCCAACACAUGCCUGGAGUGGGGGAUUAGAUCACCAAUUGAAAAUGCACGAUUUGAACACGGAUCAAGAGAAUCUUGUUGGAACGCAUGACGCCCCUAUCAGAUGUGUUGAGUACUGUCCAGAAGUCAAUGUGAUGGUUACUGGCAGUUGGGAUCAGACUGUUAAACUGUGGGAUCCCAGAACUCCGUGCAAUGCCGGGACCUUCUCGCAGCCGGAAAAGGUGUACACCCUCUCAGUGUCCGGAGACAGGCUGAUUGUGGGCACCGCGGGCCGCAGAGUGUUGGUGUGGGACCUGAGGAACAUGGGCUACGUGCAGCAGCGCCGGGAGUCCAGCCUGAAGUACCAGACGCGCUGUAUCCGAGCCUUUCCAAACAAGCAGGGCUACGUUCUGAGCUCUAUUGAGGGCCGAGUGGCAGUGGAGUACUUGGACCCCAGCCCUGAGGUGCAGAAGAAGAAAUAUGCCUUCAAGUGCCACAGGCUGAAAGAAAAUAACAUUGAGCAGAUCUACCCAGUCAAUGCCAUCUCCUUCCACAACAUCCACAACACGUUUGCCACAGGUGGUUCUGAUGGAUUUGUUAAUAUUUGGGAUCCAUUUAACAAAAAGCGACUGUGCCAGUUCCAUCGGUACCCCACCAGCAUCGCGUCUCUUGCCUUCAGUAAUGAUGGGACCACACUCGCAAUAGCAUCGUCCUAUAUGUAUGAGAUGGAUGACACGGAGCAUCCCGAAGAUGGAAUCUUCAUCCGCCAAGUGACAGAUGCAGAAACAAAGCCCAAGUCCACCUAGCCGUCUCGUGGAGGUGGUUUCUCUGUGGGAAGCUGUUUCCUCCCUGCAGACACGUUCUGUUCCGGGCAUGCAUGCGGUCGCGUGGAUGCGGCGCUAGUGUGUGGGUUUCCCUGUGUUCCGUCGGGUGCGGACCUUGUCUGCGCCUGUCCGUGCCGGCUCCGGGGCAGGGAGCCGGUGUCCCUGUGCAGCAGCCGAGGAAUCGUCUCCCACUCCCAGUUUUUCCUGAGCCGCUUGGGCCCUUGUGUAGAAUAAUCUGACCCUGUUACUGUCACGCUGUCUAAUAAACGAGCGACUCAGACCCUUA